UGUCACCUGUCCAAAAACACCCCUACGUUUUUUCUUUUAUCUCUCUGAGCCCACUCAUCAAUUUUCUUCCUCUCAUGGAAGAGAUUCCAACAAGUAACAAGAGAGAGCGAGAGGAUUAUGACGAGUUGUUGAGCUCCCCGGAGGAAAAACGGCUCCGGUCGGAUCUUAUUCUCGACAUAUUUGAUGAUGACACUGAUGCCGGAAGCGAGGAUGGCCUCGCCUCCGUUAUGAAGAGUCUUGAAGAAGAGAUAGGCUUACCUUCCCCUAUAGACCCACCGCCUUCCGAGGUACCCUUAGAUUCUGGCGAUGCGCAACAGCCAGAUCUAGGGUACCUUUUUGAGGCUUCAGACGAUGAGCUCGGCCUCCCACCGACAGUAGCCUCGUCGGAGGAGGACGGUGGGUUGGAGGUAAGGGACUGCGCAGAAGUAGAUGCUGGAUUUGGACAGAUCUGGGGUUUCGCAGACGACUUGCCCGAGUGUUAUGAUGGGUUUGAAUACUCUGCCUUUCGACCGGAUGAAAGUGAUUCAGUAGCCGGCGAGGAUGUCGGCGUUUUGGGUGGGGAUUUGUUCGGUUACGCCGAUGAGUUUUACCCGCCGACGGAUCUUUCUGAUCUGUCAUGGCGGUCGGAGUCCUUGCCAGCGGUUUAGUGGAUUCGCCGGCAACCUUUUUUUCUUUUCUUUAGGUUUCUUUUUUCGUGACAGGGUCAUAUGUGUAAAUUUUAGAAAAUGAUGAACUUUAAAGGGAAAGUUGGAAUGACAAUUAGCCGUGGAAGCCUGGUUGAUGUUAACAUC
Messenger RNA from Dendrobium catenatum, 791 nucleotides. RefSeq lists its product as uncharacterized. Bases 75 to 647 code for a protein of 190 amino acids. The transcript has a single exon. Lineage: Eukaryota; Viridiplantae; Streptophyta; Magnoliopsida; Asparagales; Orchidaceae. The record is from RefSeq and is a predicted model, not a curated record.